CGGAGCGGCAGCGGCCCCCACAGCAGGAGCCUAGCAUAGAAGUCCACUCAUCUGUGUCCGCCUGUCCUUCACCAGCAGCCGGUGUCCUCACCAUCACCACGACGACGACACAUCACAGAGGUGAAUCCAGAGCCACAGCCUGCACUCAGGUCAUAUAACCUGCUCCAACAUGAACCUUGAGCCCAAAGCGGAGAUCAAGUCGGCCACGCGUGUGAGCGGAGGCCCCGCCACGCCACGCAAAGGACCGCCCAAGUUCAAGCAGAGGCAGACCCGUCAGUUCAAGAGCAAGCCUCCGAAAAAAGGAAUCCAGGGCUUUGGUGACGAUAUCCCUGGCAUGGAGGGCUUAGGCACAGACAUCACCGUCAUCUGCCCCUGGGAAGCCUUCAAUCACCUGGAGCUGCACGAGCUGGCCCAGUACGGCAUCAUCUGAGCCUCGGAGCGUCCUCCUGCCAUCACACUCCAAAACCACCUGCCUCCGUCUCCCAGCACCACGUGUUGGAACUGUUCCACACAAACAAACUGUAACAAGACAAAAAAAUGGAAAAAGAGAAAAAUAUUCUACAAAAAAACAACAGCUUCCCCUGGAUUCUUCUUCUUCUUCUUCUUCUUCUUCACACAGAAUGUUUAGAAUCUGUUCUCAUGAUUCUCUUGACUUCCUCUCUUCUGUUCCUCCUCUUUUCUUCUUCUCCUCCUCACAGAAACAAUCGAAGCACGGCAAACCUCAUGUUGAGUAAAAGUGACAAACCCGUGACCGUGGGUGGGUUCCCACGUCACGGAAAAUAUUAAAACAGACAAAAAAGGGCGUGUUUGCUGUAGAGAGUGGAGACCAGAACGUCGACAUCUGCUUCACCACGACACAUAAAACCCUGUUUUCCUCGAAAUGUCAUUGAACCUGAUUUUGAUGUCAAAAAGACGACUUUAAAACUCAAAUCUCUUGGUUUCACAUUAGCGUUGCAGCUUAUUUCUCCCUUGUAUUAUAUGAAUGUAUAUGAAAGUAUAUAUUUUUUAUUUCUUAUACUUUCACACAGUAAUAAAUCAUGUCUGUAUGUUCUUUGACCGUAGCUCAAAUUUGUAGAGAGGAACAUUUUUUUAUCGUUGUUAUAUUUAAUAUUUUGGCUUUAGUUUUGAGUCCUCAAGUCAAAAAAACGUUCCUGAAACUAAAGUUUCGUUCACUGUUUAAACUGUAAUUUAUUGAUUUAUUUGCGGUCGAUCAAAGCUGACGGAUGUGAACACGUGUGUCGUGGAGUUUUUUCGUCUCUACAGGAACGAGGGGAAAAAAAUAAAACAUAAAAA
This is a messenger RNA of Solea senegalensis (Senegalese sole), 1293 nucleotides long. RefSeq names its product phosphodiesterase 6G, cGMP-specific, rod, gamma, paralog b (gene pde6gb). The coding region runs from base 170 to 430 and encodes 86 amino acids. Gene Ontology annotation, cellular component: photoreceptor outer segment membrane. Gene Ontology annotation, biological process: visual perception; positive regulation of epidermal growth factor receptor signaling pathway; positive regulation of G protein-coupled receptor signaling pathway. The transcript is spliced from 4 exons. The record is from RefSeq and is a predicted model, not a curated record. Lineage: Eukaryota; Metazoa; Chordata; Actinopteri; Pleuronectiformes; Soleidae. Gene Ontology annotation, molecular function: 3',5'-cyclic-nucleotide phosphodiesterase activity; cGMP binding.